This is a messenger RNA of Lucilia cuprina (Australian sheep blowfly), 1733 nucleotides long. RefSeq lists its product as uncharacterized. Gene Ontology annotation, biological process: SCF-dependent proteasomal ubiquitin-dependent protein catabolic process. Gene Ontology annotation, cellular component: SCF ubiquitin ligase complex. The record is from RefSeq and is a predicted model, not a curated record. NCBI's taxonomy places the organism in Eukaryota, Metazoa, Arthropoda, Insecta, Diptera, Calliphoridae. The transcript is spliced from 2 exons. Bases 483 to 1718 code for a protein of 411 amino acids.
CUCGUUCGCAUGUAUCAUUUCCCGGUUCCUACAUUAAAAAUAUAUAAAUAUUUUCUAUUAAAUAUACUUCAAUAACUGAUCGAAAUUAACAAACACCUGUGGAUUUUGUUUUGGCAUAAAAGCUUUUCGUCUUGUAGCGAAAAAGACAAACAGACAGCAAAUUUUUUAUGAUGUGAAGGAAACAACACUUAUACAUACAUACAUAUACAAGAAAUUUGUUUACAAACAAAUUCAUUGUUUAUACGCAAUAUUUUAAAUAAAAACAAUAACAAUUUAGAAUGAUCGAUAACAUAAAAGAGAAUAAAGCGAGAGAAGAAAACGAAAGCGGAUGAUAGUGAGAGAGCUUAAUGAAAAGUAUCACUAACAACGUGUAUAUUAAUGUAUUAAACGACACAAAUAAAAAAUACCGUAAAUAAUAAAUACAUUAACAUAUUUACUUUUAAAAUAAAAAUCGUAAAAAGGAACAUCUAAAAAAUUUAAAUAUGGCUAAAAAAUGUAGCGUGCGUUCAUUGAGUGAUAGUUCUUUGGGAGAGUUGGCUAAUUUGAUUGUAUCGACGCUCGGAUAUGCAAAGUAUGCACCGGACGUUGAUCUCGAUAUUAACAUUGUUAUGGUUGAAAUCAACCAAUAUUUAGAAAUGGCUGGUGCAACGUCAAACAUCUAUCAGGAUUUAUUACGGGUAAUUCUCAGUUCCGACUACUUGGAUGCUAGUAUGCGUUUCACCUGUUUGCAGAUGUUGUUAAAUUGUGGAGUUUCCUUUCUGGUUACCGAGGUAUUUCCAUUUUCAUAUUAUGAAAAAAUACUACAGGUGAUUGCAGCGCAAGGAGCUGGCUUACGUGUUCUUAAUUUGAAAGGAAUUUGGGUUAAGGAUGAACACAUGCACUACAUGUUCGAAAUUGUCAAGAAAUGCCAAUAUCUUACAAAGCUCUUUGUUCCUUAUAUAGCUAACGAUGAUCUGCUGCAAGUGAUUGGAAAAAAUUGUAAACGAUUGCAAGUACUAGACAUAUCUGGAGAGACGGAUAUUACCGAAAAUGGAAUAGAAUAUCUUAGCAAGGGGUUAUGUGCGCAGCGUUUAACUGUCAUUGACAUCGGUAUGCCAGGAGAGGAAAAUAUUUGUUACUCUGAUAUUGCCCUUAUUUUAGAAAAUUGUCCCAAUGUUGAAACUUUGUCAACGUAUUCGUUCGUGGGACCUGCACUGAAAUUUGUUCAUGAUAAUGUUGACAAGAACUUUACUUGCAAAUUGAAAUAUCUCCAUGAUACAGCUUCAGAUGAAGAAGCUGUGAAAAUAAUAGUCAAGACGUGUCCAAAUCUGGAGUCAAUUUAUUUGGAUACUCCAAAGAUUGGGUGUUUGCGAGCACUCGCUAAUACUCAAUUGCGAAAACUUAAAAUAUAUAAAUUUUCAUCAAAUGAAUUGGUAAAGUUACUCGAAAAUAUCGGGCGAAAUUUAGUCCAUCUUACAAUGAUUAAAAGCAAUGGUGAUUUGGAUUUGAAUGUUUUGGCGCGAAUGUGUCCUGGUCUAAUAGAUUUAGACUGCUAUAUGAUGGAUGGUUUAAUUUAUGCCAAUUCUAAUCACUGUCGUUUUACUUGCUUAGAGGGUCUUGAAAUGUUAAGCAGUCCUAUGACCAAUAUGGCUUUAAAAGCGCUAAUAUGCAACAAUACACAACUGAAGCGAUUGGCUGUCGAUAGUGUUUCAUUCAGCGAUGAAGAUAUAGUAAGGUAAUGUAUUUGUAAUAAU